CGUGCGCAGCCCAGGGUAUCUCUUGAAAACGCUACACGAGCAGACGAGCCGUUGUCUACCUCAGUGAACAUCGGCGCAAUUGUGGCAUAUCUGUCUGACUGUGGAUACAAGCAGUGUAAGUGUUAUAACCCCGAACCUUCACAAGGUUGAAGACCCUUGACAUGAAGAACCCACGACUAACCAAGUCGAUUACCCCAGCUUAGUCGGCUCCCUUUCGUGUCAGAGACAACCACGCGUUCCCAUAUACCUCAAGAUGAAGAGUGUUGCCCUUCUCUGCGGCCUUCUGGCCUCGUCGGUGUCGGCCCACAUCCAGAUGUCCAACCCGUACCCCAUCCGCAGUCCCCUCAACCCCAACGGCGGUGACAACAAGGACUACUCGUACACCAAUCCUCUGUCCAGUGACGGCCACGACUUCCCGUGCAAGGGAUACGCGAAUGACCCGUUCUCGUCGGUGGCCAACUACUCCCCGGGUGGUUCAUACAGCCUGGAACUGCAGGGCAGUGCCACGCACGAGGGAGGGUCCUGCCAAAUCUCCCUGUCCUACGACCAGGGCAAGUCGUUCAAGGUGAUCCACUCGAUGAUCGGCGGAUGCCCCCUCACCUCCAAGUACCAGUUCUCGAUCCCCUCGGACGCUCCCGGCGGGCAGGCGCUCCUGGCGUGGUCGUGGUUCAACAAGGUCGGCAACCGCGAGAUGUACAUGAACUGCGCCCAGGUCACCAUCGGUGGCUCCAAGAAGCGGGACGUCGCGCAGCAGGAGGUCGCUGGGGCCGUUGCCAGCUACAGCAGCGCCCCGCCCAUGUUCAUCGCCAACAUCAACGGACCGGGCGGCUGCACGACCACGGAAGGCCAGGAUGUCAACUUCCCCAUGCCCGGCUCGUCUGUGGAGGGUAGCGGCUCCGGCACCGGUUACACCUGCACCGGCUCGGCGGAUUUCCUGGGCGGCUCCCACGGCUCCAACUCCGCCGCCUCGUCCCCUGCGUCUUCCUCUUCCUCCUCCCACAACGCAUUGACGUCCUCGGCGGCGGGGUAUGCAUCGCCAUCCUCUUCCUCUUCCUCUUCCUCUUCCUCUUCUUCCCACUCGUCGGCCUCUAAGGUGGCAUCCGCCUUUGAGGCCGAGUCCGACCGCGCUGCCCCUGGCGGUAGUGGUGGCGGUAGCGGUAGCUCCUCCCAUGGAAACGUGCACGGUGCCGCUCACGGUGCCGCCCACAGUAACACCCACGGCGGCGCUUGCGUGGACAACACCAUCAUCUGUGACGAGGACGGCAAGAGCUGGGCCCUGUGUGCCCACGGCCGUCCGGUGCACAUGGGAUCCGUCGCUGCGGGCACAUACUGCAAGCACGGUGCCAUGCACGCCGCUUGA
Messenger RNA from Aspergillus brunneoviolaceus CBS 621.78, 1360 nucleotides. RefSeq lists its product as uncharacterized. The record is from RefSeq and is a predicted model, not a curated record. The transcript is spliced from 2 exons. NCBI's taxonomy places the organism in Eukaryota, Fungi, Ascomycota, Eurotiomycetes, Eurotiales, Aspergillaceae. Bases 254 to 1360 code for a protein of 368 amino acids.